AUGUAUCUUUCGCAAAUUUUACUACGCGGAUGCUCCAGAACUGGAGGUCGCAAUUCUCUGGCUGCGGACCGCGGUGGGGGCAAGGCUCGUGCCUGGUUCAGCGCUUAUGGACCUCGGUGCAAGUGCCCCAGUGGCAGCACUUCGAGUACACCAUCAGGGCCCAGUCGCCCUCCUGGUCCGGGUGCAACGCUGGAGGACGACGAUCCCUUGAAAGGCUUCGAGUUGAGCUUUUUGUCGUUGAGUGGCGUGGACGACACAGUCUCUCCGCGAACGCUGUGCGACAUUUCGCAGGAAUUUUCCUUCGUGGAGUGGGGAGUCAACUUCCGGGCCGAGAAGCAGGGUCGCGAGCCGAGAUAUGCCUCGCUCGCGUGGCUGCGCCAGCUACAAGAAGAGAUCGAUCGGCGACAGCAGACCGGAAAGUUUGCUCCGAUUCACUUCGCUGCCCACCUGGGAGGUGAGUACUGCGUGGAUGUCUUAAAGGGCGAUGCGUCGCUGGUGCGCACACUCUGGGAGGAUUAUGGCUUCCUGCGGGUGUACCUCUGCCCGACGCGCGCCAAUGGCGUGAACAGCUCGCAGCUGAAGAAGUACCUGCAGUCGCUACGGUCAGUGAUCCUGGCGCUACCCCAAGUCGAGUUUGUCUUGCUGGUGACCAAGGAGACGAGGGCGCUGACGUUUCAUUUGAU
Symbiodinium sp. CCMP2592 is the source of this 683-nucleotide messenger RNA. NCBI's taxonomy places the organism in Eukaryota, Dinophyceae, Suessiales, Symbiodiniaceae. The record is from the annotation of a GenBank genome assembly.